AUGGCGGCAAUCAAAGAAACAAUAGCGGUGAUAGACAAGUCGGGGAAGAUGGUGUCGAAUAGUAAACAUUUGUUCGGUGUCUUUAAAGAAGCUCGUAAUGCCUAUCGCGAACGCAAAGCCGAAAUUCGAGCGGUCAAAGACGCCGAGAAACAAGCACAAAUUGCAGAACAAGAAGCUCGCCGAAUUAUGGCAAAUCUAGCUCUCGAUGAUAAGCGAUCCGUGGCGUCUUCGAGGAAAUCGGGUCGAACGCGGGCGUCCCAGAACCGGCAUGCAUCAAGUCGGUCACAGCGGAUCGAUGUACCUUCGCGCUUUCACUACGAACAGGAUUUACACCAUGGACAGAUGAUGUACCAGGAACCCAGGUCGCUGCAACAAACGGGACGCCGUCACACUGCACAGGAGAUAACUGCCAAAGAAUCAGCUACCGCAGUCGCAAGAUCGCAAUCCAACAGAUAUGUUGAUAUGGACCUGGCGUAUGGAGAAGCUCAUCCAUUGGCUUUACAACACUACGAACCGAAACCUGCGGACGAGGAUCAACUAAAUGGACUUGUUGCCAAAGCCAAGGGCUUGCUGGAGGAGGCAGACUGUGUGCAGCACACGGCUACCGCCACAAUGGCCCACUUGCAGAAAAACCCCGAUGCCAUGGCAGCCGUUGCAUUAACUCUAGCUGAGAUCAGUAAUUUGACUUCGAAGAUGGCUCCCAGUAUCUUGGCAAGUUUAAAGCUCAGCGCUCCGGGCGUGUUUGCGCUUCUCGCUAGCCCACAAUUUCUCAUUGCCGCCGGUGUCGGUGUUGGUGUGACUAUUGUGAUGUUUGGCGGCUACAAAAUUAUCAAAAAGCUCACUGCAGCACCCACGAUUCCGCGGAUGGAAGCUCCAUUCGAAUUUACAUCUCAGCCUCAACAACCAAAAGCGCCAUCCGCCAGUAUCGAUGAAUUGCUUGAGCUACAGAGUGAACAUCUUAGCCAUGUUGAGGUCUGGCGACGGGGUGUAGCCGACUACGAAGCAAGUAGCGUUGGAUCAACAGUUGAUGGCGAGUUUAUCACGCCAACGGCCGCCAUGAUGUCAGGUCUUGACCUGUCGGAUCCUACUGUGUUCCGACAUCGGGGUCUGGACGUGGAGGAAGGAUCAACAACAUCUUCAAGACGAUCAAAGCAAUCUCGGCAGUCCCGUCAUUCACGACAUACAUCUAGCAAGGCAGGUGGUUCCAAAGCCGGUGGUAACAAAGCAAGCGGUUCCAAAGCAGGCGGUGCGAAAUCAAGAGCAGGCGAGCCGACAACAAGCGAGUCCAGGAAGAAAAAAACGACUGAACCUAAAAGGUCCAGCAGGUUACGAAUGAUGUUUACAGCAUAG
Molecule: messenger RNA, 1350 nt
Organism: Talaromyces amestolkiae
Lineage: Eukaryota; Fungi; Ascomycota; Eurotiomycetes; Eurotiales; Trichocomaceae
Exons: 2
Coding region: 1-1350 (449 amino acids)
Source: RefSeq, a predicted model, not a curated record